AUGAUUGUGACAGAUGACCGGAGGCUAGAAAUGGAAAAUCUAAAACGAAUAACCCUUUUCGGCACUACCAUAUCUACUUUCUCCUUACUAUCAGCUGUUACUGUCAUCCCAACGAUUUAUAAUUAUGUGCAGCACAUAGAAUCCAGUUUACAAUCUGAGAUCGACUUCUGCAGACAUCGAUCAAAUGGUCUUUGGGAACAAUAUUUUGCAAGUGAAGAAAUUAGUAACAUGAAAGGACGCAACAAACGCAGCAUUCACCAUCUACGUGUAAAUAAAUCCAACAACCGUCCAUUGUCCAUACAAAUUCGGACUGACGAACCUUACAGUGAAGAAUGGCAAAAUAAUUAUGGCAGUUAUGGCGCUGAUAAAUCCAGCACUCUGGCAGGAAGUAAUAGUGAACAGGACCCUAUCGGAAUGAGCCAUGAAAUCGCAGGAAUGUCCGAAUUAAGUCAGUCAGAAGAGAAUGAAAGUUCGGAUGAGGACAACGGAUAUAUUGGUGUUACUAGCGGUGUUGGGAGUUGCUGCAGCUGUAAAAUUGGUCCUCCUGGGUCCGCUGGGUCACAGGGAUUAAGAGGAAGGGACGGUAAGGAUGGUAGACCCGGUCUAGAUGGGCUGCCAGGAGUGGAUGCAAUACCUUCUUCACAAUCCAUGCAUAAUUAUUGCUUCCGAUGCCUACCAGGAUUGCCUGGACGUAUAGGACCACCAGGACCAAAAGGGCCAAAUGGUCCAGAUGGAGCACCAGGACUGACUGGAGGAACGUCGCUACCCGGACCAGCAGGAGCACAUGGGCCGCCUGGACCAGUUGGGAUGCAAGGACCUCCUGGGCGUUGUGGUCACCCUGGUUCACCAGGAGAAAUCAUUAAAAUACUUGGGCCUCUUGGACCACCGGGUUUACCAGGACCACAAGGUCCUUCUGGUUCAAUGGGAGAAAAAGGAAUAAAUGGCAAGAAGGGUCAACCUGGUCCUCAAGGAGGACCAGGAAAAAGGGUAAAGAUGGUUAUGCAGGCAAAGAAGGAGAAAGGGGAAAUCGAGGUGCAGCAGGAGAAACAGGUUUAA
Messenger RNA from Loa loa (African eye worm), 1056 nucleotides. RefSeq names its product nematode cuticle collagen domain-containing protein. The record is from RefSeq and is a predicted model, not a curated record. The transcript is spliced from 3 exons. Lineage: Eukaryota; Metazoa; Nematoda; Chromadorea; Rhabditida; Onchocercidae. Bases 1 to 1056 code for a protein of 351 amino acids. Gene Ontology annotation, molecular function: structural constituent of cuticle.